GACAAAACCCUCGUUGAACCCUCGUCUUCUCAUCGGAGGACAAAACAGUGAAACCAGUAACUCCCACAGUCAGAGUCACCGCCACUGCGAUGGCUCGAUUUCUCCAUGCUUCACGGAGUUCACUUCUCUCCUCUUGCAGAACCCUAAUGCCUCAGUUUCUACAACAUCAAUUUUCUUGCCAACCAAACAGACACAUACCCAAUUUUCUCGCCCAAUCCCGGACCCAAAUGUCGACUGACACCUCCCAAAAAUCACCCUUCGAGUCCAACAUCAUCAGGAUCCUCCGCAACGAGAUCCAAUACCAGUCUGAAUACGCCCCUCCCUGCUUGCCAGCUACGGAAUUUCAUGCCUUCACAGUGGAAGAUCGACCUGGUGAACAGUGGAUUACGUUGAGGGGCAAAUUUGGAGAGAAUGAAACUAUAAAAAUUGAGGCUACGAUGUUUGAUGGUUCUGUUAUAGUUCCAAAAUCCGGUGAUGAUAGUACUGCAGAAAAUGUGUGCCUUCACAUAAGCUUGCUAGUUGAUAUAUCAAAGGGAGAAGAAUGUGAUCUGGAGUUUGUCUGCUCUGCUUGGCCGGAUUCUAUUGAGAUUCAGAAAGUUUACAUCUUUAGACGUGAUGGUUCUUGGCCUCGGCCUUACAUGGGACCUAAUUUUAGGGAUUUGGAUAAGAAGCUUCAAAAUGCACUUUUUGAUUUCUUGAAGGCAAGGGGGGUAAAUGAUGACCUUUCUGUAUUCUUGCAUGAAUUUAUGAUGAACAAGGAUAGAAGUGAGCUUAUUCAAUGGUUGACAAAAGCCAAGUCUUUUGUGGAGAAAUAGAGUAUUAUAGUUACUUUUUGAUUUCCUCUGUCAUACUAGGUGUUGUGCUUUCAAUUGUUGAAUUGAUUAAUGAAAUUCUUGCUUUAGAAUAUUUGUGUUUCUUUUUUGCUCAAGCAUGUAUCUCCUGUAGCAUGUAUGGGGUGUAAAUUGCGUGGGAAUACUCGAGAACAUAAUGAAGGAGACCCAAAUAAAGUACUGUAAGAGUUUUGAGGAAAAUUAUUCAGUGGUCUGGGACUACCAUGUCAUCAUUGGUCCCAAAUGGUUGCAUAAGUUUUGAGCACCUUCAA
Messenger RNA from Camellia sinensis, 1102 nucleotides. RefSeq lists its product as uncharacterized. NCBI's taxonomy places the organism in Eukaryota, Viridiplantae, Streptophyta, Magnoliopsida, Ericales, Theaceae. The record is from RefSeq and is a predicted model, not a curated record. Gene Ontology annotation, cellular component: mitochondrial matrix.